GGACGAAAUUGUUCUUGAUUGGAACCGAAUUAUCUACAAUGCUGCAAAUUUUGAUCCCCCCUUAUUUUUAAUCGCGAGAUUAAAGUACGUAUGCGUUGUUUUUGAAGGAGCUAGGAGUUUUAAGAGAUGGAUAAAGAUAAAGAGGAAGAAACAAGUAGCCCUAGUUGGAGCGCGUCGUUCUUCACACAAACAACCGAAGACGUUGCUCGAGCUGUCGCUGCAGCAGCUGCCGCUGUUCGUUCGCCUCGGCCCUCUGUGGUAUAUUCGUCGAACGAUGAAAGCGGUGGACAGAUUCGAAGACUUCAGCACCAAGUUUCAAAAAUAUUAAAGGGCUUAUCCAGUCCUCCACAAGUGAAAAUCGGGUCUUACAACCCGGAAAUACUAACCAGCCAAAAACGACAGUGGGCUAAUUUUCAACUGCAGUUGCUGGAUCACAGAGUCUGGAAGGAGCCAUCGAAACUGUUUGAAAGCAUGGUCGUUUUGGGUCUUCCUCCGAAUUCUGACGUACAAGCACUUCAAAAUCUGUACUUUGCUAGAAAAUUUGAAGGUUCGGGUCGAUUUCGAAAUGCGCUCGGCGGUCAGCACCAGUCUCGUGUGGAGCCUAACCUUGAGCCUCAAGUCUUGUUUGUUUACCCACCGGAGAAACAGCUGCCACUGAAAUACAAGGAUCUUCUCUCGUUCUGCUUUCCUGCCGGAGUAGAGGUGAAUGCUGUUGAAAAAACCCUAUCGAUGAGCGAAUUGAACGAGAUACUCCUCGGGCAGGAGCAUCUCAAACAAAGUGAUCUCUCCUUUGUCUUCCGGCUGCAGGUGGCGGAUGCUUCAAGUCUUUAUGGUUGCUGUGUUUUGGUCGAAGAAAUGAUACAAAAACCAUCGGAGUUAAUCUCUACUAUCUCAGAUGGGCCACCGAUUCGGUCGAGUCUAAGUCGCCAUAUUUUAACCACCCGCCGUUGCUAUUGCAUUCUUUCCAGGCUUCCGUUUUUUGAGCUGCAUUUUGGUGUCUUAAAUAGCCUCUUUACCGAAGAGAGGUUGGAGAGGCUAACGAAGCAGAUAAGUAAUAUGGAUUUCGAUUCGCCUUUAGGCUGUGAUAUGGUUGAAACAUCGGAAGAAAAAACUGAUAUUUUAUCACCGGAAAAUGGAGUAGUCAAAUUGCAAAACGAAACAGUUGAAGCUACUCAAUCAAGUACGACUGGUUGUAUAUCAGAUAGCUUGACAGAUAAUAUGUCCCAGUUCGAGCUUCAAAAUUUAUAUCGAAGCAGCUACUCGAAGAAAGGAAUAAAUGGCAAUGUUGUCCCACUCGAUCCUGAACUACCUUCUUCGAAAGAAGAUAGUCCUUCACCAAAUGCUCUUUUACCAUUACGAAGUUUUCAAGGUUCGUCGAGUGAGGAUAGGCAUUGCCGAAGCGAUUUUGACGAAGCGGAAACACAAGAGGCAUCAUUCUCUGGUCGAGAUAUGUUCAGUGAACAAAGUGACAUUCUCGAGUGGGCAAAGGCGAACAAUCAUGGAUCGUUGCAAAUAAUUUGCGAAUAUUACCAAUUAUGUUGCCCAAAACGUGGUUCGACAAUUAAGUUCCAUCCUUUGGACCACCUGCACCCUCUAGAGUAUCAUAGACCCGACGAAACGGUUUUACGCGUCGGUGGUUCGACCAUUGAUUUGAGAUCUUGCAACACAAGUUUGGAAUUAGCCGAGGUCCACAGUGCACUAAUGGUGGAGGAAGAGGCGGCUGCUUUAUCCGUAUGGGCUGUUGCUUGCCUAUGUGGGUCCCUCCGACUGGAGCAUGUGUUGACAUUAUUUGCAGGUGCCCUACUGGAGAAACAAAUUUUAGUCGUUUGUUCAAAUCUGGGUAUUUUGUCUGCUUUGGUUUUGUCGAUUAUACCCCUGAUUCGGCCUUAUCAAUGGCAGAGCUUGUUAAUGCCGGUCUUGCCAAAUGACAUGCUCGACUUUCUCGAUGCCCCUGUCCCAUACAUAGUAGGUGUAAGGAACAAGACUACUGACGUACAGGCGAAGUUAACAAAUGCCAUUUUAGUAGACGCAAAUCGAAACCAGGUGAAAACACCAACAAUACCACAGCUACCUCAACAUAAAGAACUAUAUUCUUCCCUUAGCCCUUACCAUGCAAAGCUGGUCGGCGAAAGUUAUUUAGGGAAAAAACGGCCCGUUUAUGAAUGUACUGAUGUCCAGGUUGAAGCCGCCAAAGGUUUCUUGGGGGUAUUAAGGUCUUAUUUGGAUAACCUUUGUUCUAACCUCCGUUCUCAUACAAUAACCAAUGUCCAAUCGAAUGAUGACAAGGUAUCACUGCUGUUGAAAGAGAGUUUCAUCGAGUCUUUCCCUAGUCGGGAUCGACCUUUCAUGAAGCUUUUCGUGGACACACAGCUCUUCUCUGUACAUACGGAUUUUGUUCUCUCUUUCUUCCAGAAGGAAUAGUGUAAACCCGAAAACCCGAAAGCCAAACAGAGUUUUGGUAAGGCAAAAUCUCUGUAACUUCUAAACUUCCACAUCUAUUUAUAGUUUAUGAUUAUAUUUUAUUUUUACGUAUAGAAAAAGAUGUCUUGUUUAAUUAAAUAUAGAAUUUGGGGGAGCUUGUAAUGUAUUGCAAUGACAAGUGGACUUGGGAAAAAACUCAAUGAAUACAUAAUUUUGAAGGAUUUAUUAUG
Molecule: messenger RNA, 2651 nt
Organism: Erythranthe guttata (spotted monkey flower)
Lineage: Eukaryota; Viridiplantae; Streptophyta; Magnoliopsida; Lamiales; Phrymaceae
Product: DENN (AEX-3) domain-containing protein
Source: RefSeq, a predicted model, not a curated record